This is a messenger RNA of Carassius gibelio (silver crucian carp), 2025 nucleotides long. RefSeq names its product homeobox protein unc-4 homolog. The record is from RefSeq and is a predicted model, not a curated record. Gene Ontology annotation, biological process: regulation of DNA-templated transcription. NCBI's taxonomy places the organism in Eukaryota, Metazoa, Chordata, Actinopteri, Cypriniformes, Cyprinidae. Bases 285 to 1715 code for a protein of 476 amino acids. Gene Ontology annotation, molecular function: sequence-specific double-stranded DNA binding; DNA-binding transcription factor activity, RNA polymerase II-specific. The transcript is spliced from 3 exons.
GGAAAACGUUUGUGUCGUGGCUCUGACGUCACCGACGAUUAACGUUUCUUACUGGUCGCGAAUUCCCCAGCGCAAGAGCUGGUUAUUUGGACUAGAGGAGAGUUGAUGUUGACAAAGUAGGAGAGAGCGAAGACCCCACACGUCUGCCUCGUCUCCUUAUUUCUAACUCGGGAGCGCAAAGCAUGUCAGCGCCGCACGUCUCUUCACGGGUGCUGCAUGCGCUCUGAGGGAAGUGUUGGUGCUUGCUUUGGCCAGACAAACCCUUCCCUGAUUCCGGAGAUGCAAUGAUGGAUAGCCGGAUCGUCGAGCAUCCUCAUGCCCAGUUUGGAGGUUCUUUGGGAGGCAUGGUUGGAAUGGGUUUCCCCUACCACCUCGGUCACCAUCAUGUUUACGAUAUUUCCGUACACCAGCUACAGUCGGCGGCAGCUAUACCUUUUUCUAUAGACGGAUUACUCAACGGACCAUGCUCUGCAUCUGUUGCAAACUCCAACCCAUUGCUCGGAUCUGGUUGUGUUGUAAACGGGGAUAGUCAGUAUAAACUCAGCGACUCUGUGGUCCUAGAUUCCGGAGACCCCGACAAGGAAAGUCCUGGUUGUAAACGGAGGCGAACGCGUACAAAUUUCACGGGCUGGCAGCUGGAGGAACUAGAAAAAGCAUUCAACGAAAGCCAUUAUCCAGACGUGUUCAUGCGCGAGGCUCUCGCGCUACGUCUAGACCUUGUUGAAUCACGUGUUCAGGUGUGGUUUCAAAACCGGCGAGCUAAAUGGCGCAAAAAGGAGAACACGAAGAAAGGGCCCGGUCGACCGGCUCACAACUCUCACCUCACUACCUGCAGCGGCGAACCGAUGGACCCAGAGGAGAUCGCACGACGGGAGUUGGAGCGCUUGGAAAAGAAGAAAAGAAAACAGGAACGCAGGCUACUGAGAUCUCAGAACAAGCUCUUAGCAGGUGAGCUCUUCCACACGCCCGGAUCUGACAGUGACAGUGGAGUAUCGCAGAGCACAGAUAGCGAGUCCACUCCGCACACUGUGCCUCGGUCUAGCGCGCACCGACAGCAAACAGACCAUAUAUGUGAUCAACAUCCACACCACCAAAGAACCGGUGCAGUCAACGAGAUCCAUGAAGAAACCAUGGACUCCGUGCGGAACUCUGCUCUGUGCCCCCCGAGCGGCAUCACACGCGCCUCCACGCUCCAGAAACUCAGCCCAUUUAGUGUGGAGAGUUUACUAGCCGACUCAAGUCCCAGGAGAAAAACUCUCCUGGAUUUUUCUCAGCUACCGCCGCAGCGACCACUGGUCGGUAAAGGCCAUUUCCUUCUGUAUCCCAUUACCCAGCCGCUGGGUUUCAUUGUGCCACAGACAGCGAUGAAACCGAAUCAAGAUUCAGGCAACUCGGGUCACAACUGUUCCACGACAGACACCUCAACCUCAAACCAGAAAAAUAUCAAUCACUUGUGCAAGGACAUCGGUGCCACAGACGACGAGCUGCAAAGAGAAAACAAGUUCUCUUCCAUUCAAACUUCAAACACAAGCUCAGAGAAAUGUUAUGCAGAAUCGAAUUCGCCACAAAAUGAUUUUGAAAAUGACUCUGAGUCCACUGUCACAAACUCGAGCCAGCAAGAAAGCAUCUCUCAUAAGCUGUCUGAAAAUUCGUACACGAAAGCCCGGAGUUCUGCAGACACAAAUACAGAUGGAGAGGAUGUUGACAUGGACUGACAUAAAAAUAGGAAAGAAGCAGUGGCGACCGUGACUUGUCACAAUCCCAAAGCUGAUAACGACACGCUUUUUAUACAAUAAUGUUUUAAUUCAUUUUUAUAUAGUUUUCAUAAACGGAUAUUCUUUUUUCAGGAGAACUAUCGGGUUUUGGCUUAAAUCGGCGAACUUGAAGGAACAAGUUCUAUGUGUUCAUACAAGAACACAUAAUCAAAUGUUGUCCUAUAAACGAAAAAGUAUCGGAAAUAUUUAUAUAUGUAACGUUUUGAUAAUUAUUAAUAAUAAGAAUAAUAAAAUAUUGUGAAAGAAAAGA